AUGGAUGAGGUUUUAGAGAAAUUGAACCUUGGUCGCUUCAUUGAUAAGUUUAAAGAACAAAAGAUCUCAGCCGAUAUGAUAUGCAAGUUGUCGUUGCAAGAGUAUGCAAUGUUGGGUAUAAACGACCGACAAGAUAUUAUGGCACUCCGAAUAGCUUGUUCAACGUAUGGAGAAAAACCACCUACAAAGUUAAAUUCAUUUUGUGGCGCCCCCCAGUUUCUCAUUCCAAAGAGUGUAUUAGAGUGCUGGUUGGACGACGACUUUACCAUUAAAGAGAUAUCGAGGUUGUUGUCUGUAUCAGAGAGUACAAUUUAUCGGAGAAUGCGUGAAUAUGGCCUCAGUAAAUUACAAUUUACGGAUAUCUCGGAUCAUGAUCUUGAUCUCCAG
Molecule: messenger RNA, 387 nt
Organism: Paramuricea clavata
Lineage: Eukaryota; Metazoa; Cnidaria; Anthozoa; Malacalcyonacea; Plexauridae
Source: the annotation of a GenBank genome assembly